Mangifera indica (mango) is the source of this 1675-nucleotide messenger RNA. RefSeq names its product zinc finger protein CONSTANS-LIKE 15-like. Gene Ontology annotation, molecular function: zinc ion binding; protein binding. The record is from RefSeq and is a predicted model, not a curated record. NCBI's taxonomy places the organism in Eukaryota, Viridiplantae, Streptophyta, Magnoliopsida, Sapindales, Anacardiaceae. The transcript has 4 exons. Bases 132 to 1565 code for a protein of 477 amino acids.
CCCCCACUAAAAGGUUAAGAAAUGUUUUCACUUCAUCUCAUUCAUUCUUACAUAAACAUCGAUACAUUCUCUUCUUGUUGUCUCUUACAAAACUCUGAAUUCAGUUCGGUUUUUCUUUAAGAAAAUUUAAGAUGCAGACUCCCAACAAUAAAGAAACUGUACCCUGCGAUUUCUGCAGUCACCAGAUUGCGGUUCUUUACUGUAGAGCUGACUCAGCUAAGCUCUGUUUGUUCUGCGACCAACACGUGCACUCCGCGAACCAACUGUCAAAGAAACAUCUCCGGUCACAGAUCUGCGAUAACUGCUGCAACGAACCGGUUUCUGUCCGGUGCGCGACCGACAAUUUGGCCCUGUGUCAAGAGUGUGAUUGGGAUGCGCACGGGAGCUGCUCUGUGUCCACUGCACACGAUCGUGCUCCGGUUGAAGGCUUCUCUGGCUGUCGCUCAGCUCUAGAACUCGCCGCAAUGUGGGGUUUCGCUCUUGAUGAUAAAAAACUCAAUGAAUCUGCGCCGUUGAUUGACUACUGGAGCGGUUGUCUAGAUAUGAUGAGUCCCGUUGAGUCUUCGUCGAUUUACAACAACAAUUCAGGAGUAAGUGUUCAAGAUUUGAUGGUGCCAAAUGAGAAAGGUAUGUUUUAUAACGGAAAGGUUUUGGCUAUGUCGAAAAGGCAGAGUCCGAGUUGUGGAAAACUUAGACAAGUGAUACAUAAACAACUGGUUGAGUUGUUGAGGAGUGAUUCGAUGGGAAAUGAAGCUGGUGAAAUAAACCAUGAUGAUAAUGUUAAAAACAGUAAUUUUAGUGCUUAUAGAGAUGCAGAGAAUUUGGUGACAAUAACGGAGGCUCAAGUUAGUAGUUGUGCUCAAGAAUCGCUGCAGCAACAAACGCCUUUUACGUCUCUACUUAUGAUGCAGGAACAGAUGGAUGCCAAAGAGGGUGACCGUGUUGUUAACAGGGAUAUGUUCUGGGAUGGUAAUUCUGGUGGUCAGGGAGCUCAGAUAUGGGAUUUUAAUUCAGGAUGCUCGAGGACCACUGAGGAAUUUAGCCAACUAGAAGUUACAUAUGGUGGAAGCGAUGCAGUAUUCAUGAUUAAGAAUUUUGGUGAACUUAUGAAAGAAACAUCUUUUGCUAGUACAGUAAUGUUUACAAAUAUGUUCCAGAAUGGUCCCAUGGGACAUGAAAACAAAGCUUCUUCUAAUAACAACUCAAAUAACCCAACAGUCAUUCAGGGGCCUAAAACCUCUGAAAGCAACAAUCUACUGAUAGCAAAGCCACCAUCAGGUUCAGUUUUUGGUAAGCCCAGGGACUCCAGGAGCUCUAAACAUAUCCGGUUCAUUGAACAGUCUUUUCUUGAGAGACAUGAUGGAGUGACAGCAGCUGGAGCAACCAAAGCUGAUCUGGAGCUUCUGGCUCAAAAUAGAGGCAAUGCAAUGCGACGUUACAAGGAGAAGAAAAAAACACGGAGAUAUGAGAAGCACAUUCGGUAUGAAUCAAGGAAGGCAAGAGCCGAUAGUAGGAAGCGAGUGAAAGGUCGAUUUGUGAAGGCUAGCGAAGCUCCUGAUGGUUGAAUCCUGUGCUAGGAUAGAAAUAGAUGCUCCUUGCUUGCUUUGUUGUAUAUAUUUCUUACAUUCUUUCUAUGAUUGAUGCAUAAUUCAGCAGUCUUUAUUUUGCAUUAUCA